Molecule: messenger RNA, 4216 nt
Organism: Lotus japonicus
Lineage: Eukaryota; Viridiplantae; Streptophyta; Magnoliopsida; Fabales; Fabaceae
Exons: 7
Coding region: 267-3941 (1224 amino acids)
Source: RefSeq, a predicted model, not a curated record
UCUCUCUCUGUGUUCCCACCCAAAAACACGCUCAUUCCACAUUCUCACCAAUUCUCUCUCUCUCUCUCUCUCGAUCUGCACCUUCGAUCCCGUUCCUCUGCACCCCGCGCUUCAUCCGACUCUGCAUCUCCGUAAGCCACAAUCUCCUCCGCCAUUGCCAAUUUUCCACCCAAAUCAACCUUCUAACCGUUCGAUCCGUCCGCGAUCCACAAAAUUCUCUUCGUUUCAAUUGUGAUCUCGUUUGCUUUUCUCUUGCAGGAGCCGCAAUGACGGAGGAGAAUGAGGUCGUGAACGCGCGCGGCGGAGAAAUCUCCGACAACGCCAUGAUCAAAUCUGACCACUGCAAUGGCGUUGUCAAUGGCAAUGUUGACGGUGCCAGUGCCGGCGAGUCUGUCGCCGUUGCGUCGGAUCCGGUCGAUGGCAAUGGUUUGGUGACGGAGGAGCACGUGGUGGAAGGUGAAUCUGUUGUGACGGUUACGGUGGGGGAACGUGUAAGCGAGGUGGUUAAUGCUAAUGCUAAUGCUAAUAAUAGCAAAGUGCUGUCAAACGGUUCAGCAGAGGGAACCGGCGAAACGACAACGCUUGAUGUCGUUGCGGGGGAGAGCGAGUCAGGAAGUGCGGAUCAUGGUCAAAACGGUUCGGGAUCUCACGUCGGUGACGAAUCCAAAAGCGUGUUGGAUAGGGAACCUGUUGUUCAAAACGGCGUCGUUGCGGACAAUGAGAUUCGCGGCGAUGUUGUUGCUGUUGCGGAGGAGGGAGAUGCUGAUGUGAGUAAGAGCGAUCGCGAUGAAGGUGUAGUGGUGGCUGUUCAGAACGGUGUCGUUCAGGAGAUCGAGGUUUCUGUUACCGAAUCUGACUCUGAUAAAACCCUGCAAAGCGAGAUUAUGGUUGCUGCUGGUGCAGAAGAAGUUCAAAACGGUUUGGCAGAUUCAGAACCGAUCGAAUGCGGCGCGGAGGACAAUGAGAUUCCUGUUGGUGGCGUUGAUGGGGUAGUAUCCUCUACUACCACCGUCAAGGAAUCUGCCGGCGAAGAUGCGCAAAAGGGUUUAGAGAAGGAAAGGGUUGAGUCUGUCUCUGCUGAGGAGAAUAAGAUUCCUGUUGAAGGCGAAUUGGAGAGGUCUGGGGUGGAAUCAGCAGGUCAUGAAGUAGUUCAUGAAUUGGAGAGUGAAGGUAAGCCUUCUGUUGAUUUGGAUGAGAUGAAAAACAAUGCAGUGGAGAAUGAGGCAGAGCCUUCAAUCAAUGCAGUGAAGAGUGAAGCUGAGCCUUCUAUUGAUACCUCUGAGACGAAGAACAAUUCUGUGGAGAAUGGCGUUGAACCUCCAAACAAUGCAGUGGAGAGUGAAGCUGAGCCUUCAAUCAAGGCAGUGGAGGGUGAAGCUGAACCUUCUACUGAUGCAGGGGAGAAUGAAGCUGAACCUUCAAAUUAUGCCGCGGGGAGUGAAGCUGAACCUUCAAACAAGGCACUGGAGGGUGAUGCUGAACCUUCUAAUGAUGCAGUGGUGAAUGGUGUUGAACCUUCAAACAAUCCAGUGGAGGUUGAAGCUGAACCUUCAAGCAAGGCAGAUGAGGUUGAAGCUGAACCUUCUAAUGAUGCAGUGAAGAAUGGCGUUGUACCUUCUAACAAUGUAGUGGAGGGUGAAGUUGAACCUUCAAACAAGGCAGUGGUGGGUGAAGCCGGACCUUGUAAUGAUGCAGUGGAGAAUGGUGUUGAACCUUCAAACAGUGCAGUGGAGAGCCAAGCUGAACCUUCAAACAAUUCAGUAGAGGGUGAAGCUGAACCUUCAAACAAUGCAGUGCAGGGUGAAGCUGAACCUUCUAAUGAUGCACCAGAGGAGAUUGAAGCUGAACCUUCAAAGAGUGCAGGGGAGAAUGAAGCUGACCCUUCUAAUGAUGCCGUGAAGGGUGAAGCUGAACUUUCAAACGAUCUAGUGCGGAACGAAGUUGAACCAUCAAGCAAUACAGUGGAGAAGGAAGGUGAACCUUCAAAAAAUACUGCAGAGUUUGAAGCUGGACUUUCAAACAAUGUAGUGCAGAGUGAGGCUGAGCCUUCUGUUGAUGUGCCUGAUAUAGAAGCCAAAGCAGGGGAGAGUGAGGCUGAACCACCGGUUGAAGGUGAAGCAAGCAAUCUUGCAGUUGAAGGCACAAGACCUGUCCAAGAAGGUUCUAACACUGAUACUUUGGAUGGGCUGAAUAUGGGUACUGAGGUAGUGAGAAAGCCAUUCUACUAUUUGAUCAGGCUUCCGAGAUAUGACGAUGACGAGAACAUAAAAGAGCAGAUAAAAAAUGCUCUUGACCAAGUGGAUGAGAAGACUAAAAUUCGAGAUGUAGCUCGAGCUGAAACCCAGACUAAAAAGGCCAUUUGCAAGGAGUAUAAUCAAGAAGUUAGAGAUGCAAUAUCAGCAGAGAGAGCUGCUCGGGACUUGCUGAAAUCCAAACGCCAGGAAAUGGAUUCAGUUCAAUCUAUAAUAAAUAGAUUGAACAAUGCAAUUUCUGUUGGAGAUAUAGAUAGCAAGAUAAGAAACAUGGAACACAUGAUCCAGCAUGAAACGCUGCCUUUAAAGGAAGAAAAGCAAUUAAUCCGCCAAAUCAAACAAUUGAAGCAGAAUCGUGAGGAGCUGUCUGCUAAUCUGGCAAAGCAGGAUCAAUCACAUCAGCUAGACGACAAAAACAGUAUUGAAGAACACUUUAAGCAAUCACAGCUUUUGAAGAAGGAAAUGGAAUUGCUGAGAACUAAUGUUCUGAAGGCUGAAGCAGCAACUAAAGCUGCAAGGAAGAAAUAUGAUGAAGAAAGUAAUAAACUGAGUGAGUUGCUAGCUCAGUUUAAGGCUGCUGAUGAUGUUCGUCAAGAGGCUUAUACUAAAUUACAUGCUUUGAGAAAACAAUUGCAUGGCAAGAGCAAAUAUUUUUGGGAAUACAAAGAUGCUGUCACGAAAGGGCACGAACUAGCAGUAGAAGGGAAGAAAGAGGAACUGCAAAGCUUCUGUAUUGAUCAGGUUGAGAGAAUAAUGGAGCUGUGGAAUAAAAAUGAUGAGUUUAGAAGGGACUACCUCCGGUGCAACACCAGGAGUACUCUGAGGAGACUGCAAACCCCAGAUGGCCGGUCACUUGGUCCUGAUGAAGUGCCACAUGUAAUUCCUAGUACCUUCACUGAAAGAGCUAUCAAAAGUGAUUCUUUGGUGUCGCAGUCAACUCCGCAACAAGAAAAGAAACCAACACCAGCAGAAUCUGUUAAAUCAAAGGAUGAACCUGUUUUGAAGGCUGCGGUACAAAGAACUGAACCAAGUCAAACAGCUAAAGCUAAAAAGCCUGCAAAACCUGCUCCCUCAGUAGUUGCUGCUCCACGUUGGGGGGAUGAGUCUGAUGAAGAUACGAUAGAAAAACCUGUGAGAACAAAGGAGGAAGAGGAGCAAAUCUUAAAGGCUGAAAUGGCAAGGAAGGAGGAGGAAGCUGCAAAGUUGAAGGAAAUGCGGAGGCUGGAAGAGAUUGAGAAAGCCAAGGAGGCACUGCAGAGGAAAAAGCGUAAUGCUGAGAAGGCCCAACAAAGAGCUGCCUUGAAGGCACAAAGGGAAGCUGAGCAGAAAGAGAAGGAAAGGGAAAAGAGAGCAAAGAAGAAGGAAAAAAGAAAGGCAGCUUCUUCUACUGAUGCUCCUGCGGCCAACACAGAACAAGAACCUGCUCCUAGCUCAGAAACUCUAUCAAGAACUUCAGAAGAAUGUGAUCAGAUAGAGAAACCAGUGGAGGUAACCAAAAGGUCACUGAAACCAUCUCAAUUCACAAAGCAGACCAAGGUAAAACCUUUACCCAUGGCGAUUCGCAACCGGGGGAAAAGACGACUUCAACCAUGGAUGUGGGUUGUGAUUGCUGUUCUUGCUGUUGUGGCCUUGUUUUUUGUGGGGAAUAGCAACUCUUUGAGAUCUUCACUACAAAGCUUUGGUUUCUAAAGACACUCCAGAGUAAGAUUGCUUUGAUACUAAGCAAUCAUUAGGUGUUUGCCAGGGGAGGGGGGGUGUUACCCUUACAUAUUUAUUACAUACAUACGUAUAGAAGCAAUUCUUUCGUGGAGUUGAAAUUUUUUCCUGCUAGUUUUUGGUCUAUAGCCAAUAUUUUCUUCAAACCAAUAUUUGUUACUUUCCGAUGGUGAUGUGGCUUUGACUGCUGAAAUGCUUCUGCUUCCAGUUAUGGUAAUAAAUUUAUUGUGAUUGUGCCUGCCUUAUUA